AUGUCGAGCAUGGAGGACGGUGAUGCAGGAGCACCAAUGGCAGAGCUUCAUUGUCAAGUAGAAAAUGGCAGUGAACCUACACGACAGAGAGAAUCGUGGAGCAGACAUCUGGACUACAUGCUAACAAUGGUUGGCUAUUGUGUUGCAUUAGGAAACCUACUGAGGUUCCCAUAUAUCUGCAAUAGAAACGGUGGAGGAGCUUUCAUGAUCCCCUUCAUCUUGGUCCUUGUCAUCACUGGGUUCCCGGCCUUCUUCCUGGAGUCGACGAUCUCUCAGUUCUCAGGAAAGGGUGCCAAACAAGUUUGGAGCUUUUGUCCUAUGUUUAAAGGGAUUGGCGUCGGCUCUGUAUUGUUUACAUGUGCUUACAUGCCCUAUUACAACCUCUAUCUGGCCUGGCCCAUCUACUACAUGGUGAAGUCCUGCUCCAGCGUCCUGCCCUGGACAACUUGUGGCAACAGCUGGAACACUGACCUGUGUAUUGACAACGUGAACACAACCUACAGAAGUAACGAGACAGUCCUUGGGGAGAAUAACUCAGCUACAAUCACCAAAUCAGAGAAGUGGGAAAAUGUGACUCUGGCUCACACACCUGCCGAGGAGUUUUGGAAGUACAAUGUGUUGGAUGUUUCCACAGGCAUGGAAGACGCUGUGUAUGUGACCGCUCUACUGCCGUACAUUCUCCUUGUCGCCAUCUUCAUCACAACGCUGCUGCAGCCAGGUGCUCUGUAUGGCCUACACUACUACGUCAUACCGGACUUCAACAAACUGCUUGAUAUACAGGUGUGGAUAGAAGCAUGUUUGCAAGUGUUCUAUUCAUUAGGACCUGGCUUUGGAAUGAUUGGCACAGCUGCGAGCUACAAAAACUUCAAUGAACCGUGUCUCAGAGACAGCCUCAUACUGACAUUAGUCUCAGAAGGAACCAGUAUCUUCUCGGGCCUGGUGACGUUUGCCACACUCGGGGUCAUGUCACAGAAAACGGGUGUUCCCAUUGAAACCGUUGUUUCCAAUGGUCCGGGUUUGGGAUUUAUAAUCUAUCCAGACGCUCUGGCACAAUUUCCGCUUCCUCAGCUGUGGUCAUUCCUGUUCUUUCUGAUGCUGCUGAUGGUGGGUUUGGAUUCACAGGGAGGGCCGUACAUGUUUCAGCUGGUAGACUGGUAUAUAGUAUCUCUCGGGCCCUUGGUGAUAUGUACACUGGAGUGUGUUGUCGUGUCAUGGAUAUAUGGUAUAAGAAGAAUCAGUAGAGACGUUGAGAUGAUGAUUGGCAAGCCACUGUCGAUGCCUAUUAAGAUCCUAUGGGCAUUUGUAACGCCGGCAAUCUUGAUAAUCACUUUCAUCCUGACGCUUCUGCGCUACCAACCACCGACCUACGGCAAGUACGAGUUUCCCAGCUACGCCAGUACAAUCGGCUGGUUCCUUGCAGUGCUGCCCCUCCUACCCAUACCUGUCUAUAUGGUCAUUGCCGUCAGGAAGCACAUGGCGACCAAUUCCCUGAAAAAGGUAACAGACACCUAUUCUUAA
Molecule: messenger RNA, 1518 nt
Organism: Haliotis rufescens (red abalone)
Lineage: Eukaryota; Metazoa; Mollusca; Gastropoda; Lepetellida; Haliotidae
Product: sodium-dependent proline transporter-like
Exons: 11
Coding region: 1-1518 (505 amino acids)
Biological process (GO): sodium ion transmembrane transport
Cellular component (GO): membrane
Source: RefSeq, a predicted model, not a curated record